AACCGUAUCCAAUUUAUUAUGUAUUAGAAGAAAGGUUUAGUAAGAUUGGCAAGGCUCGGGCUCAAGGGAUUUCACACUUACAUCCUUGACUCGUGUAGUGUUCAAAUAUAAUUCUCCUCAAAUAUUUGCUGGGUUUGGCUGUACGUGUACGAGAUGACGUAGGUUUAUCAUUGAGAACAUAAAGGUUCUUGUGAGGCUCAGAUGCAUUCUCUCAAGGAGAGGGAGUUAAAGCAGAAUAAGUUCCAGUCCUGGCAUCCCCCGCACUAUCGACUAUGGGCUCCAUUGAAGCAGCUUGCCUCUGCAUCCUCUUACUUCUGUGUGGCAGUGAGGUGCAGUCACAGCCACCCUCCCCAGACACUGGCUCUAAAGAUGAUAUAAAGAAGAUGGAGUGGCCUGUGCUGCUGCCACCACAACGGGGGCCAAGAAUGACACCAUUUUGGAGAACAGUUGGGAGCAAACCUCUGGGAGCAUACUGCAACCAGGGCAUGGAAUGUACCACCAAGAUCUGCAGGAGGGGGCAGUGUGCAUAUCUUCUGCAGUACCGGUCUUAAAGGAAGCACUUUGCCAGAUUAGUCUUCAAAUAUCAUUUAUACGAAGGGCAUUGUACAAUCCACAUAGCUUAGUGACAUCUGAAUGGUGGUCGUCAUAUUACUCACCUUAGCAUUUUUCUCUGUUAGUGAUCAUUGAGCCAGCUCAAGGCCAAAGUCAGGCUAUAACUUGUAAGAAGGGUUAAUAUGUUUUAUAUUUCUUUAUUAAUACUUGUUGCAGUCAUUUGAAGGCAGCAUGGAAGGUUCUAAAAAGGUGUCAAUCAAGAGGAAGGGGAUUGACACAGAAGUCCAUAUAAGGAGUAGCUGACCCAGGCUCCUUGAUUGAUGACGGGAAAGACUUUUGACACCAAUGACCUGGGGGCAAUUAGCUCAGAGAAGUGCCCAUGGUGAGAGUCUAUAUUUUCAACAUUACUUCAUCAGCCCAGCUAGUGUUAGAGUAGCUUCUGUUGAACUCAUCUUAGUUGGUUAGUGAUAAAAGUAGGAUAGCUAGAUGAGCCAUAAGGCUCCACCAAGGAGAAAGGAAGGACCCAGCAGCACCUCAACAGUUAGGGCCAUAGUGGCAGGGCUAGGUAGGUCUUUGAUCUGCAUAAAGCAGUACACCUUUAAUGCUUUAUCCUGGGCCUAACACCUGUGUGCCAAGUGAGUAAAUUAAAUGAAAUUAAUGUGGGCUGCGGUAGAAGCCAAACACACUAUGACCCUUAAUAAAUAAAUACUACGACUGAGAACAUCUAAGGGACUGAUGGGAAGCUAAGACGGUGACUGUGAAUAAAAUCUGUUCCUGAAAUCAUCUGCUGAACCUGUGUGGACCUCCAGUGUAUUCUUUAUUAUAAAUGUGCAUGCAAAGGGUUAAUUGAGCCUUACUAUAUAAAAAAAACAUAUGCCCU
Messenger RNA from Xenopus laevis (African clawed frog), 1432 nucleotides. RefSeq names its product liver-expressed antimicrobial peptide 2-like. The transcript has 3 exons. The record is from RefSeq and is a predicted model, not a curated record. The coding region runs from base 273 to 551 and encodes 92 amino acids. Lineage: Eukaryota; Metazoa; Chordata; Amphibia; Anura; Pipidae.